This is a messenger RNA of Mya arenaria, 5076 nucleotides long. RefSeq names its product electrogenic sodium bicarbonate cotransporter 1-like. Bases 254 to 3649 code for a protein of 1131 amino acids. Gene Ontology annotation, molecular function: monoatomic anion transmembrane transporter activity; sodium:bicarbonate symporter activity; solute:inorganic anion antiporter activity. The record is from RefSeq and is a predicted model, not a curated record. Gene Ontology annotation, biological process: bicarbonate transport; monoatomic anion transport; regulation of intracellular pH. Gene Ontology annotation, cellular component: plasma membrane. NCBI's taxonomy places the organism in Eukaryota, Metazoa, Mollusca, Bivalvia, Myida, Myidae. The transcript is spliced from 23 exons.
GUGGUGUAGCCGCCAUGUUUUAAUUCAGUCACGUGACUUCUUGGACUGAUCACGUGUUGUGUAAGCUAUCAUGUGACCUGUAUAUAAGCAGCCUUAUUCGCAAAAAGCGCUUGCUGCUAGGAUGAAAUUCUGAAAGGUGUUGGAAAAAAGGAUAUAGAUUCCAAGCGUUCACAAUACAGCGGGAAUUCUUCUGAUUUUACCUACAAUUCACCUAUACGUUGCCUAGCAGCGCGCACCUGUCUACGUCACAAAGAUGGCUGACGAUCCGAAAGCAAUGGAAGAGGGUGGAUUGAAAGACCGCGGAAUCACGCGUGAAGUCAGUUCGAGCGAUCUCGAAGAUCAUGCAAGCAGCAGACACAGAAUGGUCCUAGGAGUCCGCAUGCCGAAACGACCAAAGCGUCCAAGGAAACGACGAAGCAACAAAAGCGGCGAGAGACAGCCUCACAGCGACUUUAACGUCCAACCAGCUGUCCAGUCACCUACAGAGACGGUACAGAAUCUUCUAGGCGAGGUUGAUGAUGAACAGCAUCGUCCCCAUUCCACGUUUACCCAGAUGGAUAUACUGUUCCCCUUCGGUCAAGAUAAACAAUGGCGAGAAUACGCAAGAUGGGUGAAAUACGAGGAAGAUUUGGAAGAAGGCGGAGAGCGAUGGUCGAAGCCCCACGUAGCCUCCCUGUCCCUUCACUCCCUGUUUGAGCUCAGGUCCGCUAUUCUUAACGGAGCUGUUAUACUGGACCUCGAUGCCUACCAUAUAUCACAAAUCACAGACAUCGUAUUAGACAACUUUAUCGCCAACAAAAUGAUGGACGAGGACAUGAGAGAAGAGAUCAGAAAAGUGAUGACGUCAGCUCACGUGUUCGCCCAUCAAAAGCGAAAGCGCAGUCUUAUGCCCGGAAGUGAAAGCGAGAAGGCGCUGAAAAAGUCAAUGUCAAAAGGAUCCAAAAUGGCGACCAGUAAAAGCUUCUCAGAGCCUGAACAACUGAACAUGAACGGACACAUCAAAGAAAGUCCCUCAAUGGCAAAGUUGAACACAGACUUCAUGAGAAAGAUCACUCCUGGAUCACAGGCGUGCAAUGUCAUGGUAGGGGAAGUGCCAAACCUCAAAUACCAGCUAUCGGCGUUCGUCCGUCUGUCCGAGGCGCGAAUGAUUGGCGACAUAACGGAAGUUCCGAUUCCCACCCGGUUUGUGUUUAUCCAUCUUGGACCCAAAGACACGGAGGACAAGUGUAUUGAAAUCGGCCGGUCGAUGUCAACAUUGUUGGUCGAUGAGAUUUACAGGGAAGUUGCUUACAAAGCUCGAAACCGCACGGAGAUUCUGUUAGGCGUCGACGAGUUUUUGGACCAGGUAACAGUUCUACCCCCGGGCGAGUGGGAUCCAAAAAUCAGAAUAGAGCCCCCGGAUAACGUGCCGUCUCAGGAAGGAAGAAAGACACAGAAGAAGCAGGUGGCUGGGCCGCACGUGCUGGCCAGUAUCGAGACGAAGAAAGAGUCACAUGACGACCCAACGUUGGUUCGCACAGGCAGGUUGUUUGGCGGCCUAAUCGCGGAUAUCAAGCGAAAAAUCCCCUAUUAUGGUAGCGACUUCAAGGAUUGCCUGCACAUCCAGUGUGUCGCAUCAACGAUCUUCCUCUUCUUGGCAACGCUCACACCAAACGUAACCUUCGGUGGUCUGCUUGGACAGGCUACCCAACAAUACAUGGGCACCAUGGAGUGUAUCCUUGCAGCUGCCAUAGUCGGUAUUUUGUUCGCUCUGUUCUCCGGUCAACCUCUGAACAUUCUUGGUAGUACCGGUCCCAUGUUGGUGUUGGAGAUGAUAUUAUUCAACUUCUGCAACGACCUGGAAUUUGACUAUCUACCAUUGCGAGCUGUGAUCGGUCUGUGGACGACGUUCUUCAUUUUACUCGUGGUAGCGUUUGAUUUAAGCGCGUUAGUGCGGUAUAUCACCCGUUUCACAGAAGAAAGCUUCGCCUGCUUGAUUGCUAUCAUUUUCAUCUACGAAGCCUUCAAAAAACAGUUCCACAUUUUAGACCACUACGGCAUCGACAAAGAUCCAUUGACCUUCAAAAGCCAUCACUGCGUUUGCGGACCCAAGCCCAUGGGAAAUCUCACUGAUGUUAAUGUGACGGGCAUGCACGAGUUUAUGACCACAACAAUGGCUCAUAUGAUGAAACGCGACGUGGGCUACGAUGUUGUUGGAGCGGCGAACGUUACGGCAAACGGAACCGUUCUAGGCUUUGAUUGGUCUUCGCUUAAUGAGGCCGAAUGUGAACGAGAAAAUGGGACAAUGCAAGGAGCUGGAUGCGAAAACCAUACCUACCCAGACGUAUUCUUUCUAUCCUGCAUUCUUUUCCUGGGAACCUACACAAUUGCCAUGACCCUUAAAGAAUUCAAGACAGCUGCAUACUUCCCAACAUUUGUUCGGCAAAUCUUCAGCGACUUUGCGGUCCUCAUUUCCAUUGUGGUCAUGGUCGGCCUAGAUAUGCUUGUAGGUAUUGCAACGCCAAAGUUGGAGGUGCCAGAAAAGUUCCAGCCAACCAGGUACCAAGAUCGUGGGUGGAUCAUCAACCCGUUCAGCCCUAAGAAUCCCUGGUGGACCAUGAUAGCCGCAGCUGUCCCUGCACUUCUGGCCCUCGUGUUGAUUUUCAUGGAUCAGCAGAUCACGGCCGUUAUCGUGAACAGGAAGGAAAACAAACUGAAGAAAGGGAACGGAUACCAUCUUGACAUGUUGGUAGUGGCAGUGACAAUAGCUAUCACUUCUAUACUGGGGCUGCCCUGGUACGUGGCUGCUACAGUGUCCGCCCUUGCUCACAUCAUGUCACUCAAGAAGGAAUCAGAGACCGCAGCCCCUGGAGAGAAACCCAUAUUUUUGGGAUGCAGAGAACAGCGAGUGACAGCCCUCUUGGUUGGAAUUCUCAGUGGCUUGGCUGUGUUCCUGACUUCGAUUCUAAAGCUGAUUCCUAUGCCUGUUCUGUACGGCGUGUUCUUGUUCAUGGGUGUUGCUGCGUUAAAAGGAAUGCAGUUUAUUGACCGACUCGGCCUCCUGUUUAUGCCAGCAAAAUACCAGCCCGACCUUCCAUAUCUUCGUCACGUCCAGAUCAACCGUGUCCACCUCUUUACCGCUCUCCAGAUUAUCUGCCUGGCCGUUCUCUGGGUCGUUAAGAUGAUCAAGUCAAUGUCUAUCGCUUUCCCUGUCAUGGUUGUCGGUACAUGUUUCGUGAGAAAGGCGAUGAAUAAAAUCUUUACCCAGUACGAGUUGUCGUACCUUGACGACCUCAUGCCUGGUGAUGACAUAAUCAAAGAAGAAGACGAACAGGUCGCAGAAAAGCAACGGUUAAUGGAAAUCGACGACGACGAUAGAGACGAGCGAGAGAUCCUUAUGGACAUGAAAAUGAAGCACACAUCAGGCGACAAGUUUCAAGGAGACUAUCUUUCUGUUCCUGCCAACGACAGAGUGAACAUCACAGAGGAGAUGGGCAAAACUGGAAUCUGGAUGCAAGUCCGGAGAGAUUCCAUGCCGGUCAUUGAUGGUUACAACAACGCACCUACGCCCAAAUUGGUCAGCGUUCGUCGAAACAACUCGAAAGCAAAUUUUACACUCGGUGCAGACGACAUUCCGGAGGAAAAUGAAAAUAGGGAAAGCAAGAUUUGAAACCUACAACCAACAUUUAAACUGUGUUAUGAAACUUACAACCAACAGGGAAACUGUGUUAAUUCUACAAUGAUAUAUGAUUAUAUCUUGUAUGUGUUCAUUGUGUAAAGACUUACAUGUGUCCCUUUUCUAUGCAAGGCUGGUUCAACUGUUUAAUAAUUUCAAAUACAGCACGUUUCCACUUGCGAAUUAGGGCAUUUGAAAGGAGAAAGAACAAGAACAUCAAAGUCCAAAAUUUUGAUAGCAAAUAAAGGACUAAGUUAAAAUAGUUUACAUGUUAAAUCGCACUGCAUAUUUGUGUACAAAAUGCCGCUUUAUUGGCAUGGCCCUAACAGCAAGUUGAGGUUAUUUUUUAUAUUGUAAAUUACGGUUCAAAGUGCUUUUCGGAAUGCUCGAAAUGAAACAUUGUAUUACCACCAUCUGUCUGGUUUGUGGUUUCGGAGACAUUUGAUUGACAAUGUUUGUUUUACCAUAGUUUGCUUUGGAGAAUUCAGUCGGAACAGUCACGGAUGUAUUUAAAAAAGUAUAUAAUAGAUAUAUUGACUUAAACAGUGUAUUUCGAUGCUUAAAAAAGGUAAUAAGAAUAUGAAUUUGUUAUUAAACCAGGUGCAUAGUUUUACAAUUUUUAAUUUAAAUAAUAUAGGUUUUUUAUUCUUUAUAUUUUCUUAUUCGUAAAUAUGGGGGGUAUUGUUUAAGACGUCAACAUGUGAAUGGAUAUUAUUGUUCAUGAUCAUGCGAAAAAGUUAUUUGUAUUCAUGAACAAUCGAUUGGAUAAUUCGUGUUAUUGCAAUAUCGAAAAAUCUUUGUGUAUAUAUAGAUAUAUAGUGUAUGUAUUAAUCAGAAAAAACCUUAAGUGCUUUACCCAUAAGCAUUGAGACUAUAAAACAAAGUUGCCAUGUUUAAUUCAAGUGUUCAUCUAGAAAAAGGAAGAGUCAUGUUAUCGCUGUAUGCCAUGUACUUUCUUUAUAUAUCAUUUGUCAUUUUUCUAGUUUAUUUCAUAGUGAAAAUCGGCGGUUAUUAUUUUCAUUAUUGUUUGUCAUUUUCAAAGUUUAUCAGAAUGUUGCAAUUUUGUGAUAAUUAUAGCACAUUUAUUGCCAAGUUUUCAUAUUUUUCAUAUAUUUAGAUUAUCAACUCAAUGCAAAUUGCGUUUAAUUCUUUUACGCUUUUAAAUUAAUGAGUUACACGUAUAUCAAACAUAACAUAUCAAAGAAUAUAUUGUAUUUAUGAUGUAUUUUAACUAUGCAAGUGACGAUAUUUAUGUACAAAACGCCACCCAGUAGUAUACAGCCAAUAAAAUAGUGUGGUCAGAUUGGAAUAUCAGAGGCUGGUUGGUAAUUGCAUGCCAUGUCGGGCUAAUACAUUGCUAAUUAAUAGAUAUACAAGAAAUUAUUAUUAUCAAAAGAAAGAAUAAAAGUUACAAAAAACUA